AUGGCCCAGCCCCUGCGCCCCGCGCUCUCCGAACCCUGGGUGCUCUCCAGCGGCUGGGCCUGCGGGCGCUCCCCCGACUCGUGGGGCGGCAGCCCGGAGCCGAGGCCCCCGCGCCCGACCGCGGCGCAGCCCCGCGGGGCCCGCGGCAGCCGCCUGGGCAGCGGCCAGCGCCAGAGCGCCAGCGAGCGCGAGAAGCUGCGCAUGCGCACGCUCGCCCGCGCGCUGCACGAGCUGCGCCGCUUCCUGCCGCCGUCCGUGGCGCCCGCCGGCCAGAGCCUGACCAAGAUCGAGACGCUGCGCCUGGCCAUCCGCUACAUCGGCCACCUGUCGGCCGUGCUGGGCCUCAGCGAGGACAGCCUGCGGCGCCCGCGCCGGCGGCGCAGCGACGCCGCGAGUGCCCGGGGCUGCCCGCUCUGCCCCGACGGCGGCGCCGUGUGCACCGGCGCCGCCUGGGGGUCCCCGGACGCCCGCCCUAGAGGCCGAGCCUAUGCUGAGGUGGUGUGUCCCGAAGGGCAGGCGAUGGAGCCGAGCCGCUCGCCUCGGCUCUUCCCCGGCGACGUGCUGGCUUUGCUGGACGCCUGGACGCCCCCGUCGUCCCUGGAGGGGCCGCCGGCCUGA
This is a messenger RNA of Lepus europaeus (European hare), 618 nucleotides long. RefSeq names its product mesoderm posterior bHLH transcription factor 1 (gene MESP1). Gene Ontology annotation, biological process: mesoderm formation; somite rostral/caudal axis specification; regulation of transcription by RNA polymerase II. The record is from RefSeq and is a predicted model, not a curated record. Gene Ontology annotation, cellular component: nucleus. NCBI's taxonomy places the organism in Eukaryota, Metazoa, Chordata, Mammalia, Lagomorpha, Leporidae. The coding region runs from base 1 to 618 and encodes 205 amino acids. The transcript has 2 exons. Gene Ontology annotation, molecular function: RNA polymerase II cis-regulatory region sequence-specific DNA binding; DNA-binding transcription factor activity, RNA polymerase II-specific; protein dimerization activity.